This is a messenger RNA of Trametes versicolor FP-101664 SS1, 1282 nucleotides long. Its product is annotated as NAD-P-binding protein. Gene Ontology annotation, cellular component: mitochondrion. The record is from RefSeq and is a predicted model, not a curated record. Gene Ontology annotation, molecular function: protein-containing complex binding. The transcript is spliced from 6 exons. Lineage: Eukaryota; Fungi; Basidiomycota; Agaricomycetes; Polyporales; Polyporaceae. The coding region runs from base 51 to 1037 and encodes 328 amino acids.
CUCUCUCUAGCUGGAACCACCACCAUACCCAUACCACAUAACGCCUAAUAAUGCAACCCGUCGUCCAGAAGAUCCUCGUCAUAGGCGGUAAUGGCUUCGUAGGUUCCGCGGUCUGCAGGACUGCGCUCGCGCGGGGAAUGCAGGUGGCAAGCGUCAGCGGGUCCGGCCGACCCUGGCAGACACCCAAAGGCCACACGCCCGGCUGGGUACACAAAGUCGAAUGGCACCAGGGCGACGCGAUGAAGCCGGAGACGUACGCGCACCUGCUGCCCGGGACGACCGCGGUCGUGCACACGAUCGGGACGCUGUUCGAGAAGUCCGGGUACAAGAGCGCGCUCAGGGAUGGGAGCGUGCCGCACUUCGCGAGCAGCGUCGCUGCGGGCGUCGCGGGCGCCGGCGCGUCCGCGAACCCGCUGGAGAAGGAGGAGAAGCGGCGGGAGGGGACGUAUGCGGCGAUUAACCGCGACACUGCGUUGACCGUGUGCGACGCGUUCAUCAAGUCGAAACCAGAGACGAAGGUGGAUGGCCCCCGCGUGUUCAUAUACCUCUCCGCAGAGGACUGCGGUCGUCCAGUCAUUCCUGCCGGAUACAUCGAGACGAAGCGUGAGGCAGAAGCAGGCAUCGAGCAAAUGACGACCGCGACCCCAGGGUUCCGCGGGGUAUACAUCCGUCCAUCGCUCAUAUACCACCCGCACCUGCGCCCGAUCAUCUCGCCCGUCGCCGCGCUGCUCGACCUGUCCGCGACGAUCCACGUGAAGGCCCCCGCGGGGUUCCCCACGCCCUCUGCGAUCCUGCGCACGCUGGGCGGGUUCCUGCCGCGCCCUGCGCACCCGGAGCUCACCCCGGACUCGCCGCUGCAUGCGCUCGCGCGGUCGCUCACCAUUCCGCCGAUUCAUGUGGACCAUGUCGCGGAGGCGAUCUGCAUCGCGGCGGAUAAUGCGAGGGCGGACGUGCGGGGAGCCUACGGGGUUGCGGAGAUGCGCGAGUUGAUUGGGUGGUACCAGAAGGGCCAGAACCCGGCUGCGGCGCAUACUUAGACUCCUCUUAGGGUUCACGCAGCGCUGCUCGUGCGAGGCUAGGCUGGUAAGAAGACGGUCCGGCCUCAAUCACUGCUGCUCAGGAACACUCUGACAGAGUGAGCGGCGGUUCUGGCUGGAUGCUGGGCUUAAGCGUCCCGCGACUGCGAUCGUUCCUUGUAACCAGCUGCGUAUGUAUAUGUCUAGAUCGUAUACGUCUCUCUGGUAACGAUUAAUGCGGGUGUAUUUAAACCUGUACACUCUUC